UGUCCGACGGUUAAGUUAGUGAAAUGACAGUGUUUACAUUUAAAUUUCUUCAAUUAUAUCUUUCAAUAAUAUCUUUUUUUGGGAAUUGUUAAUUUUUAAUAGAAAUGUCCAUGUUAUGACGAACCAUAUAUGUCAGUUAAGUGACUUUAAGCAUCAGUUGAAUGAACUGUUUGAUGCAUUCAAAAACCUCUCAAAAGAGGACCAAACUGAAGCUAUUAGUUUGAUUCGAAAACUAUACAUUGUUACCCUCAACUGUUUCUUCAGUGAAGCAAAGUAUGGAAUGUAUGAUAGCAAGUCAGAAAUCUGCAAGGAUGAUUAUUGUAAGCAUUUAGAUUUACAUGCACACCCACUAGAAAAUGAUAUCUGCUUCUCCUCAGACAGAUUAGAUAAUAAAAGUAUCUUGCAGCUAAAUUUCAGAUUAGGCUCUGAGGUAAAUGAAAACAUGGUCGAAAGUGAUGACAUAAUGAAAUCUACAAUUAAAAAUGAAGAAAUUAUGGAAGAUAUUUGUGGAAAAGUGUCAUGUUCUCCUCAUACAGCUUUUAUCUACAACAUCUCAUGGCAUUUUCAUUUUGUUAAUGUUUGUAACUUAGGAGAAAAAUUACUAGAAGCUAUCUUUAUCAAAUUUAUAGAUGCUUAUUGACUAGCCUGGUUCUUUUUUUUUUCCCCCUUUU
Stegodyphus dumicola is the source of this 671-nucleotide messenger RNA. RefSeq lists its product as uncharacterized. The record is from RefSeq and is a predicted model, not a curated record. Gene Ontology annotation, molecular function: RNA polymerase II transcription regulatory region sequence-specific DNA binding; DNA-binding transcription factor activity, RNA polymerase II-specific. Gene Ontology annotation, cellular component: nucleus. Lineage: Eukaryota; Metazoa; Arthropoda; Arachnida; Araneae; Eresidae. Gene Ontology annotation, biological process: regulation of transcription by RNA polymerase II.